AAUUUUUGAUUGUUAGCCCGGGGUUAUGUUCCUUUUUGAUAUACUAAUGUUACACUGAAACUUAUGCAUUCGAAUUUGGGUAUCGUACAUGAACGGAGAGCAAAAAUGAAAGUACUCUUGCUUGCUGCUGCACUUUUAUUUUCUUCGGCUUAUGCUGAUGAGUGCGAUGAGACCGCCGAAUGCAAUACUGGAGAAAUAUGCUACAAAUUUGAACCAGCCAUAAAAGAGGGAGUUUGCUCUUGCCCGGGAGGUUAUACAGGAGAUGAAUGCAAAACAAUCGACGAAGAUAGGUACGUAGACAGCACGUGCCCUUUGCCAGAAACAUCAAAAUUUCCGUCACUAUGUACAGUCAUUGAUGGAUGCGCUAUUGACAAUAGUUGCGAUUCUGAUGAAAUUUGUUGCUCAAAUGAAAACGGAUGUGGUUCUGUAUGCAAAAAGAAAGAUUGUUCCGUUGAAGCCAACAAAAAGUCGUGCACAGACCAGAAUAAAUUGUGCAUAAAUGACGCGGAUGAUGGAUUCAGAUGUGCUUGUGCAUCCGGAUACGCGGGCGAUGAUUGUAAAGAUAGAGCGAUGAUUGACGAGAUGUGCGAAUACCCUGAUAUAAUGGAGACUUGUGAAGCAAUUGAACCAGGCUGCACGGCUACUAGUCAAUGUGAUGAUGGAAAAAUAUGUUGUUCAACUGGUUGCGGCACAGAAUGUGUGGAUAAAUCAACGGAUCCUCCCAAAAAAGGGCUUGAUAUUGGGCUGUUCCUUCUAUUAUCUAUGCUUGGUGGCAACAGCGGCGGUGGCAGCGACGGACUCUUUUCUUUCGGAGGAAAAAAAUGUGGACAUUGUCCAGAUUAUUGUAGCGCGAGAAGUCACAUAUGUCAUGGCAAUCUUCUUGCAAAAUGUGAAAAUAUUUGCGGACAGUCUUGUGAUUUUGUCUUUAAAGAUUACCAUCACGAAGCUAAAUACGUAACAAAAUCGUGUGUUUGCCCCGCCGAUCGACCACCUGCCAAUGUUAGAUGCGAUCAAGAAAUUAGCUAUUGCAUGCAAUACGAAUGUGGAUAUCUUCAUUGUCGGGUGAGUAGGUGCGGAGGAUGUACAGUUGGUUGGUACGACGACAAUUGGACUCAACAACAAUGCCCUCAAACACGAUCACGAAGUUUCAAUAGGGGUCACGAAGGUGGUCAAGGUGGUUUGUUCGGUAAUCUCUUCGGCAAAUAAACAGCAGAAAUUGAAAUGCACAAAAGAAUUAAACGCUCUUUUUCAUAAGAGAGUCAUUUGUACGGCAUAUACUUUUUCAAAACUUUUUCGAUUUUUCAUUCUUACUACAAAGCCUUUGAAUACGCAAGAUUUAGGAGACUGUCGUAUUUUCCGACUGAGAAAAUUUGGAUAACAAUACAGAGCAUCUUUAAGUUUUUGUCUAAUGUAGAAAAAUUUACUAAUACUCCGACCUCGUUUAUAACAUAAUAAAAUAUAUUCUAUAUUGAUCUUUGAAUUUAUAAAUGUGUUACAAAAUGUUA
Styela clava is the source of this 1505-nucleotide messenger RNA. RefSeq lists its product as uncharacterized. NCBI's taxonomy places the organism in Eukaryota, Metazoa, Chordata, Ascidiacea, Stolidobranchia, Styelidae. Gene Ontology annotation, cellular component: extracellular region. The record is from RefSeq and is a predicted model, not a curated record. Gene Ontology annotation, molecular function: peptidase inhibitor activity.